This is a messenger RNA of Thlaspi arvense, 591 nucleotides long. The record is from the annotation of a GenBank genome assembly. Lineage: Eukaryota; Viridiplantae; Streptophyta; Magnoliopsida; Brassicales; Brassicaceae.
AUGUUUGACGAGAAAGACGCAAAGAUUCGGGAGCUGAGUACAGAGCUGAGCCGAGAGAGAAGGCGUUGUGCUGCGUUGCAACAGCAGCUUGAUAUAGUCCUAAAGGAGAUGGAGGAACAUUCCAAUCAUCUCUCCAUUAAAAUCAGUAAUACACGGACAGAUUACAUUGGCCAAUCAAAACAAAGCCAAGGGACUUGGGAGCCUCAUCGUUGUUCAAUGCCAGAAAGCGUACAUGGCAGUAGAGAUGUAAACCAACAGAGCGGAGGAAACAAGCGUCACGAGCGUUGCAACCGCCUGAGCCGCGGAUUUGCUGCCGCAAGAGAUAGCUUCUUCGCCACGUCAGCACUUGCGUCGCAGCUGGAUCGCUGCUCGAGGCUAUGCUGUCCUGGAGUCGCUAAGGAAAGACCUACGAAGACGGCGAUGGUGAAGAGAGAGUUCACGUUCACGAGUCCGUCAAGGGCACUUACGUGGACACUUGUCGUGGCGACGGAGGACGACGCCGGUGACGUCAUUCUGACGGCGGUGUCAACGCCGGUCGUGUACUCGAUUUUGGGAUCAGAUCUGCUCGGAAUAGAGAAUGGAAAAAAAUGA